This is a messenger RNA of Suillus paluster, 2486 nucleotides long. RefSeq lists its product as uncharacterized. Lineage: Eukaryota; Fungi; Basidiomycota; Agaricomycetes; Boletales; Suillaceae. The coding region runs from base 96 to 2390 and encodes 764 amino acids. The record is from RefSeq and is a predicted model, not a curated record. The transcript has 9 exons.
CGCCCACGUGCGUCGACAAACGUCGUCACGCACUUCACUGAUACGGUGAUGACGGACACGAUAGCUAUCGAUGUACUUUUGACUUGAUCCAUGGUAUGUCAGAUCCACAGGAUAAAGUACCUGCUCCAAACUCCGUCCCCCAACGCAUGGUAAAGAGUGCUCGGAAAUCUGCUGUAAAAUCUGCCGCCAGUGGCGCAAGGAUCGAUGCACGUCCUAGAGACCAAGAGCUGAAUGAGAGACCAAUCAGUAGAAAUCAAGCACGACCUAAUGCUGCUCAACAGAUAGCUAGCCAUGAACCCCAACAGCAAACUGACAAAAAGAGAGUUACUUUUGAUCUUGCAGACGAUCUCGCAGACUUCCCGCUGCCCAUAGAGAGGCGUCCGGUCGCCCGUACAAGGGUUGCGCAGAACUCUGGACGACUGAAUCCAGGUUUUGCUCCAUCCGGGGCUCGUGAGGGAAGAGGAUCGUUUCCGUCUGAAUCAGCUUCGUUCUUUCCUGGGAGGUCUUCCAGAGCUGGUUCAGGAAGGCAAUCUAUGGCAGAUGUCCCACGCAGGGGUCGUGGUAGACAGUCAACUAAUGACGCACAAUACCAGCACCGUGCCGCUAAAUCACAACAACUGCGCCUUCACACACAUACGGAGCCACUUGCUGGAAAAUACGCGCGAAAGUUUGAGGGUAGAAGCAUCAGGACAUCUUCAUCCGUGCCUCGGAUGUCCAGCGCAAACAGGGAUAUCAGCCAGGAUCAUCUUGUUGACAGCUCAAGUGAACAUAGCGACGGGAGUUUGAACUACGUCGAUAUUGGCUUGACGCUGUCCAAAUUGAGAAGGGACGAAUCUUCAGACAAUAACUCUGUCGAGUUCGUCGGAGAGGCGAGCGUCCAGGUGAAAGCAGCUAGAAAAUUUCAAUUUGGACGCAAAUCGAAGAAGGAUCCACCCGACACACGACGUUCUGUCACUCCCCAGAGUUCCCAGAGCAGCGAACAAUCUGACGAUGAGGGAUCUGCGGUGCCCGCGGCUGCGCGCGAAGAUAGCGAGGAACUGGAAUAUGUGGACCUUGGUAUUCCCCCCCACAACAUUACUCGUGAGCAAACCGAUUCGUCCUCAGAAUCAGACGCCGCAAAAGGGGAUGAAGCGCCUACGGAACUGCCCUCAGACACUCUGAUCGAGGCUUUGGAAUAUAUAUCACUGACGACCAUCCGACUCGCAAGAUUACACCGUCUUCCCUUCAUGGUACGAAACCUCCGCAAAGGAUUUCUCAGUCGAUGCAAGUCCCUUGGAAUCGAUACGUCUCAUAGUGUUCCGCCUCUGAGACCUAUCACGGUCGUAUACAGCUGCGUCGCCGAAGAUAGAUCUCUAGAACGGCAGGAGACUCGGACGACAAUGCAAAGCUGGAAAUGUCCGCUGUGCGAGCUUCACGGAACGUUUCCCCUGCAGCAGAUUCUCAACGCACACCUCAACUCGGACCAUUCAGAAGUAGGUUUCGCGUGGGAUAUGAAUGACUAUACCCUGUCGAUACGGCUUCCAUUACCAGGAUAUCUUCCACUACCUCGACAUCGUCAAUUACCAGGACAUCAUCAAUUACCAGGACAUGUUCCAUUAUCCCCCCACUGGCGUCCGCUGAUGACACCUUCGACAAGGACCGCUUCGACAGAAGUAACCGACUUCUCAUCCAACAAUAUCAACUCCAGCAAAUACACAACUCCAGCAACCACGCUGUCUCCAUCACGAAAUCCUUCUGUGUCAUCUCAACAUUUUCCUGACGCGGAUUCACUUGACGUCAAACCAAAGUACUAUAUCCCGAUGCUUCGUACGGGCUCAGAGGGAUUUUCAAAUACCCGCAGUAGUUCUAUAUCGUCCCGCAUGCUGUCGCGCGCGUCCUCCCUUCGUGCUUCUGGAAACCCGACACCCCCUCCCCGGUCUGAUCCACUGGGACCAGCAGCGCAACCUCCUUAUCUCCCCAAGGAUCAAUAUUCAUGCCGUCUGGGCGGUCCCCGCGUCUAUGAUCUUCUAAAUACAAUGUCACUAGAUAAGUUUGGUGUCCUCGCAUGGGUUAUCCUUGAUCGGGAAGAAGAAAUUUUCGAGAUAGACGAUGUGAGAGAUGAAGACAAGGUCAUGCAGGCGCUUUGGCUCCGCUGGAUAUUUCUGAAUCGGAACAAAUUCGUUGCAAAUUUCUUUGAAGGAACGAGGUCGUUCAUCAAGGACAAUUGGCGAAUGAUACAUCUAGCUGCUGGACUGGCUGCUUUAAGAACGUGGCUUCUCGUUCUCAACAUAAACAACUUUUUGGUGACUCCGGAUGUCGUCACGCUCUUGCGUGAUUAUCGAGGUUUGACGAAUAAGCAGCAGUGGCAUGAUAGUGGUAAUGCAGUACAGAAUGAGGUUGCACCUGUAUAAUAUCUCGUCGCAGUCAAAACUGUGGUCUAGCAAAUGUUUCUUUAAAUGUCUCCGCGGAUGUAUUGAACAGGUGUCCUUGGUAAACUUGUGUGGAGU